AGGCAACUCCGACGAUAAAUAGCCCAGGAGGAGCUACUUCUCCUGACCCUCCUGUCCUCACCAUGGGGGGCUCUGCUCUCUGCCUGGUGGCCGUGUUUGCUUUCUGCUUCCCGGCUGUUUCUCACAGCCAACUCUACUCCCUGAUCACGCCCAACGUCCUGCGGGUGGAGAGUGAAGAGAAGGUUGUGGUGGAAGCCCAUGGCCUCAAUGCCCCAAUCGCAGUUACAGUCAUCGUGCUGGACUUCCCGCUUAAGAAACGCAUCCUAUACCAGGUUCAAACCGACCUCAACCCUGCGAAUGGGAUGAUGGGCACAGCCGUAAUAAAGGUUCCCACUAAAGACAUAAAGAAAGAUUCCAAACGAAACCAGUAUGUUGUGGUCAAGGCUACGUUCCCUCAGCAAACUCUGGAGAAAGUGGUUCUGGUCCAUUUCCACAGUGGAUACAUCUUUAUCCAGACAGAUAAAACCAUCUAUACACCCGGGUCUACAGUCCUCUACCGGAUCUUCACUGUGGGUCACAAACUGGAACCAGUGAAUAAGAUAGUGAUCGUGGAGUUUGAGACCCCUGAGUCCAUUAUUGUCAAGCGGAUUCCCAUCUUCAUAUCAGGCAUCUCCUCUCUGAACCACAUCUUGCCGGAGAUUGUCAGUCUGGGAACCUGGAAGAUCACGGCCAGGUAUGAAGACUCCCCUCAGCAGACCUUCAGUGCGCAAUUUGAUGUUAAGGAAUACGUGUUGCCGAGUUUCGAAGUUAUAUUGGAACCGUCUGAGAAGUUUUUAUACAUCGAUAGCAAUGAAAACUUCACGGUUUCUAUCACUGCGAGGUACCUAUAUGGGAAAAAACUUGAUGGCAAUGCCUUUGUCCUCUUUGGGGUGAAGGUGGAUGAUGAGAAGAGGAGUAUCCCGCAGUCUCUCAAGAGAAUCUCGAUAGAAGACGGAGACGGGGAAGCAACGCUGACCAGAGCGAUGCUGCGGGCUCGGUUUGCCAACCUCAACGAAUUGGUUGGCCACUCGCUCUACGUCUCUGUCACCGUUUUGACAGAAUCUGGCAGUGACAUGGUGGAAGCGGAGAGAACCGGAAUUAACAUUGUGACAUCUCCCUAUCAGAUCCACUUCACAAAAACACCCAAGUAUUUCAAGCCAGGGAUGCCAUUUGAACUCAUGGUCUAUGUCACAAACCCCGAUGGCUCUCCAGCCCCCCGUGUCCCAGUACAGGGUGAAGGAUUCCAGUCGGCUGGGUCGACCCAGGGAGAUGGAACUGCCAAGCUGAUUAUAAACAUGCCCGGGGAUAAGCAGCAGGUUCCCAUCACGGUAAAAACUGCCCAUCCCAACCUCCCAGCAAACCGCCAGGCCUCUAAGUCCAUGGUGGCUGAAGCCUAUCAGUCCCAAGGAGAUUCUCAAAACUAUCUCCAUCUGGCGGUGACAGCUUCUGACCUCAAACCUGGAGACAACUUAGCUGUGAAUUUCCACCUGAAGAGCAACAAUCCAGCUGUUCUGAAGCAGAUCCAAUAUUUCACCUACAUAAUCCUGAAUAAAGGGAAGAUCAUUCGUGUAGGGAGACAGGCCAGGCAGGAGGGACAAAAUCUGGUGACCAUGUCCCUGCCCAUCACUCCAGACCUCAUCCCUUCAUUCCGCAUCGUGGCUUACUACCAAGUAGGAAAUUCAGAGAUUGUAGCAGACUCGGUCUGGCUGGACAUCCAGGACACUUGCAUGGGAACGCUAGUGGUGACCGGAGCUACCGAUGAAGACGGGGGAAUCCAUGAGCCAGGAACUGAAAUAAAACUCAAGCUGGAAGGAGACUACAAAGCUUAUGUCGGCCUGGUGGCCGUGGACAAAGCGGUCUACGUUCUGAACAAAAAAUACAAAAUUACACAAUCUAAGAUCUGGGACUCCGUGGAGAAGAGUGACAUUGGCUGUACAGCUGGCAGUGGAAAGAACAAUCUGGGGGUAUUUACGGAUGCUGGACUGGCCCUGGAGACGAGCAAUAGGAUUUCCACAGUCCAGAGAACAGAUCCAGAGUGUCCCCGGCCAGCAAAACGCCGGCGUCGCUCCGUUCAGCUCACUGAGUAUAAGGCAAUCAAAACGGCAGAUUACCAGGACCGGAAGCUGAAAAAAUGCUGUGAAGACGGGAUGCACGAGAACCCCAUGGGGCACAGCUGCGAGAAGCGGGCUGGGUACAUCCUGGAUACGGAUGAAUGCAAGAAGACCUUCCUCGAUUGCUGCAAUUAUAUCAAGACCAUACGGGACAAGCUGCAACAGGAGCUCCACCUGCAACUUGCAAGAAGUGACUUGGAUGAAGAUUUCAUGUCCGACGAAGAUAUCACCUCAAGGAGCCAGUUUCCAGAGAGCUGGCUGUGGCAAGUGGAGCAGCUGACUGGGAAACCAAAUAAACUGGGAAUUUCUUCCAAUACGACGUGUAUUUUCCUGAAGGAUUCCAUCACCACCUGGGAAGUCCUGGCUGUGAGCCUUUCAGAGACCAAAGGGAUCUGUGUGGCUGACCCCUAUGAGAUAAAAGUAAGGAAAGAUUUUUUCAUUGACCUCCGGCUGCCCUACUCUGUCGUGAGGAAUGAGCAGGUGGAAAUCCGGGCUAUUCUCUACAACUAUCAGAACAAAAACAUUAAGGUCCGGCUGGAGCUGCUGCACAACCCAGUUUUCUGCAGCGCAUCCACUUCCAAGGCUAAAUACCGGCAGAUGCUUGACAUCAAAGCCAAGUCCUCGCUGGCCGUGCCAUUAGUGAUUGUCCCGCUGCAGCUGGGAUCUCAUGACAUUGAGGUCAAGGGAGCAGUGUGGGGAAGUUCUUUGUCUGAUGGUGUGAAGAAGAAACUGAAGGUUGUGCCUGAAGGGAUAAGGAUGAACAAAACAAUUAUGUCUGUGGUACUGGAUCCAUCUGCAAAAGGAGCAGGGGGAGUCCAGGAAGUGAAGGUGAAAGCGGCAGAUAUAGAUGACAGGGUUCCAGACACAGAAUCGGAGACCAAAGUCAGAAUACAAGGAAACCCUGUGACAAUCAUUGUCGAAAACUCCAUCGACGGGGCCAACCUGAAGCACCUCAUUGUGACGCCGUCUGGCUGUGGGGAACAGAACAUGAUCAGCAUGACCCCCCCCGUCAUCGCCACCAUCUACCUGGACAGCACCGAGCAGUGGGAAAGGAUUGGGGUGGAACGCAGGGCGGAAGCCAUCAAGUUGAUCAUGCAAGGUUACACGCAGCAGAUGGUUUACAAAAAACCCGACUUCUCAUACGCUGCUUUCAAAGACCGGCCAUCAAGCACUUGGCUGACGGCCUACUUGGCAAAGGUCUUUGCCAUGGCUAAGAAAUUGGUGCCCAUUGAAAACCAAGUUAUCUGCGGAGCAGUGAAAUGGCUGAUCCUGGAAAAGCAGAAACCGGAUGGGGUCUUCCAAGAAGAUGCCCCCGUAAUCCACGGAGAGAUGGUUGGAGGGUACAAGGGUGCUGAGCCUGAUGUUUCUUUAACGGCUUUCGUGCUGAUUGCAUUGGAAGAGGCCAAGGACAUCUGCAAGGAUCAAGUCAAUAGUUUGGAAGGCAGCAUCAGCAAAGCCGCUGACUACUUAGCUGAAAGGUACCAGUCUCUAACCAGACCUUACACUGUGGCUCUUGCGUCCUAUGCCUUAGCGAUGGUGGGGACACUGAACACCGAGAAGGCGCUCAUGAGAGCCUCGACAGGGGGAAAUCGCUGGGAAGAGCGGAACGCCCGCACCUUCAACAUUGAGGGCACCUCAUACGCCUUGCUGGCCUUGCUGAAAAUGAAGAAGUAUGAGUUGACCGGUCCCAUAGUCAGAUGGCUGAGAGAGCAGAACUACUAUGGCGGGGGAUAUGGAUCUACCCAAGUGAGUAUGAUCCUUAUAGUCCUGGGUAUCCUUCCGAGACUGUUUUGUGGGAAGGCCUCCCAUCAGAAGGGAUCAGAUUCCGAUCACUUGAGUCAUUGUAGAAAGCCCUGGAGAAUGCCCGUUAGAGAACAAUCCUGCAUUGCCUGGGAGAUGGGCAACGUGACCUAUCAGGUCUUUGCCAUUGUUAACCUAAGGCAGAGACCAGCAUAG
Molecule: messenger RNA, 4046 nt
Organism: Terrapene triunguis (Three-toed box turtle)
Lineage: Eukaryota; Metazoa; Chordata; Testudines; Emydidae
Product: complement C3-like
Exons: 29
Coding region: 63-4046 (1327 amino acids)
Biological process (GO): inflammatory response; complement activation
Cellular component (GO): extracellular region
Molecular function (GO): endopeptidase inhibitor activity
Source: RefSeq, a predicted model, not a curated record